GCAUCUCUUUUUCGUGCAGAAAUUGCUUUGUUAAACUCCGGGUUAGUUUUUUUGCCGCUGGGUGGCCAACCUAAAGCUAAAGCCUCCGCAGGCAGAGGGAAAGAUGACAGCGUGACGUUGGAGCAGCAGCAGCCUCCCCGAGUCUCUGAGUCUCCCCCAUGGACGACCUUACCCAAGCACUCUCGGCCAGCUUUGCUGUGUCCAAGGAGCCCAACAGUACUGCCGGCCCACACCCACGGCUGGCUCAGUACAAGAGCAAGUACAGUGUGCUGGAGCAGAGUGAGCGACGACGGCGAUUUCUUGACCUGCAGAAAAGUAAAAGGUUAAAUUAUGUCAACCACGCACGGCGUUUGGCUGAUGGAGACUGGGCAGGGGCAGACAGCGACGGGGAGGAAGACAUGGAGAAGCAGGAGGAGGGGGAACGAGAGCAAGAUGGCAACGCAGAAGAGGAGGGGAUGGAGAUUGAGAGGAGGAAGCUGCCUAAACAUUACGCAAACCAGCUCAUGCUGUCAGAGUGGCUGGUGGAUGUACCAUCAGAACUGGACACUGAUUGGCUGAUGGUGGUCUCUCCUGUGGGGAAACGGUCACUCAUCGUUGCCUCCAAGGGUUCCACUGCAGCAUACACCAAAAGCGGCUAUUGUGUGAACCGUUUCCCUUCCCUGCUGCCUGGUGGGAACAGACACAACUCUGCCAUGGGAAAAGCAGACUACACAAUCCUGGACUGCAUUUACAGUGAGGUGGACAGAACGUACUACAUCCUGGACGUCAUGUGCUGGAGAGGCCACCCAGUCUACGACUGCCCAACUGAGUUCCGUUUCUACUGGCUCCAAUCCAAAGUCCAGGAGACGGACGGCCUAUCAGAGACUGCUAAACGUAACCCUUUCCGGUUUGUGAGUCUCCAAAGUACAGAAUGCACAGUGGAAUUGAUUCAAAAGGCCCUGGCAGCAGAGUACAGCUUCAGCGUGGAUGGUCUCCUCUUUUACCACCGGCAGACCCACUACACCCCUGGCAGCACCCCUCUGGUUGGCUGGCUUCGCCCCUACAUGGUCACUGACAUCCUGGGCAUAGAGGUUCCUGUGGGACCCCUCACCACCAAGCCUGAGUACGCCAGCCACCAGCUGCAGCAGAUCCUAGAACACAAAAAACCUUCAAGUGAAGUCCGCCCGGCCAACAGCAGCGGCGGCUACGAGCUAGAGUACCUGUCCACCCCGAGCCGGGACAGUGAGGACACUCGGAACUUUUUAAAUCAGAAACCAAUAAAAGAAGCACACAUGGAGGUUUGAGUGGGAGGCUUAAUGAGAUGCAAAUUGUUAAAUCAGUGUUUCUGUGUGGUGGCGGCCCACAUAUGGUUCUUUAGAAUGUCUGCUGAAUGGUUCUGCAGAUCUGACCAACUGCAAAGCAUGGCUAAUUCUAAUCCAGCACUGCUCUGGACGCCGUCAGAGUGCAGAUUAGUAGAGCAAUGCUGGAGCAUCAUACGACAUUGACAUAUUGUACCUGCUGCAAAACCUUAAACACCUAGAUUUUUGGGAAGAACUGCACAAUGUUUUGCCAUUCUAAUUACUAUUUGACAGUUUGUAAUUCAUAUAUCUAACACGAAGGAUCAUCACAGAAUCUCAAAAAAUAAAUGAAAGGUCUUAUGUGAGACAUACUGUACAAAGUGCAGGACAGCAAAGUUUGUGGUUAAGUGUGAUUUUGCUGCGGUGCCAGAUUUGCACUUCAGAAAAAUAUUGCAUAAGAAACAUCUCAUCCUUACUGCCGGCAGGUGUUUGCAGGUUUUCUACACCUAUUAUUGAUGCCUUCUUACUGAAAAAUACUGACAUUUUGAGAAGAUCAUCAGUUUGAGCAACAGUAAUGGAGAGUGUUUAGGAAGGUUUAUGGCUUACUGGUCAGUUCGUGAGUCACAUGGACUUUUACAAUUUAAUGUUCAAUUAUAAAUUGCUUAGAUAAUGUUUUAAAGUGUAUGUUUCUAAAUAAAUGUUUUUUAUUGGCCUACA
Messenger RNA from Amphiprion ocellaris (clown anemonefish), 1994 nucleotides. RefSeq names its product snurportin 1 (gene snupn). The record is from RefSeq and is a predicted model, not a curated record. The transcript is spliced from 9 exons. Gene Ontology annotation, biological process: protein import into nucleus; snRNA import into nucleus. Gene Ontology annotation, molecular function: protein binding; nuclear import signal receptor activity. The coding region runs from base 159 to 1283 and encodes 374 amino acids. Lineage: Eukaryota; Metazoa; Chordata; Actinopteri; Pomacentridae. Gene Ontology annotation, cellular component: nucleus; cytoplasm.